AUGCGGUGCAAGCGAUCACGGACGCCUCGCCACUUGACGGAGCAUCCUGCAUCUGCAACGGCCAGUGAUUACUCCGAGGAGAAGCCCACCAUAUUGAAAUAUACUUCUAAGUGUCUUAUUGCACAGAAACAGUGUAUGAGGCAAUCUUUGCAAAUUAUUAUUCGCAAGUGCCCUCCACCAUUCGAGCAUUAUUUCAAUGAGGUGGGAUACCUCACACUGAGACCGCCCGCGUUGUCCGCGGAGGACAGCGAUGAUCGUUGCCCUGGCGGGCUUGGUGUGCUCGAUGUAAUUGCCUGCGAUCCCCCUAUAUUAAGACGUUGA
Molecule: messenger RNA, 321 nt
Organism: Necator americanus (New World hookworm)
Lineage: Eukaryota; Metazoa; Nematoda; Chromadorea; Rhabditida; Ancylostomatidae
Exons: 1
Coding region: 1-321 (106 amino acids)
Source: RefSeq, a predicted model, not a curated record